This is a messenger RNA of Ramularia collo-cygni, 2274 nucleotides long. RefSeq names its product probable Pre-mRNA-splicing ATP-dependent RNA helicase prp28. Gene Ontology annotation, cellular component: catalytic step 2 spliceosome. Gene Ontology annotation, molecular function: ATP binding; RNA helicase activity; RNA binding. The coding region runs from base 1 to 2274 and encodes 757 amino acids. NCBI's taxonomy places the organism in Eukaryota, Fungi, Ascomycota, Dothideomycetes, Mycosphaerellales, Mycosphaerellaceae. The transcript has a single exon. Gene Ontology annotation, biological process: mRNA splicing, via spliceosome. The record is from RefSeq and is a predicted model, not a curated record.
AUGGACAUCCCUCCACCCCCUCCGCCAGUGGACAUUCCACCUCCUCCUCCGCCUGCGGAUAUUCCACCCCCACCACCUCCACCGCCCAGCUCUGACCUCCCUCCCCCUCCACCUCCGCCGAGCGACGUCAACGGCCAUGGAGAGAACUUGAAGAAGCGGAAACUUGCCCCUCCGAGACAGGCUCCAUUGAGUGUUGAGGAGCUACUAGCAAAAAAGAAAGCUCAAGAUGCAGCGGCUUCGAAACCCAAGUUCAUGUCUAAGAAGGAACGGGAGAAGCUCGCUCAACAGAAGCUCCAAAAAGAGGCAGCUCCCGUGAAGCAGGAUGAGCCUGUGCAAGAUGUCAAAACCGCCUCCAAUGGACGCAAUGGCCCUCCAGCUGGUCCGAAAUCCAUGCGCAAUGGAAGCAUAGCUAGAGGAUCAUCAUAUGGACGUUCAAAACUACCGGACAAGGGUUUCGAAAUGCUUCCCCCUCCGCCACCUCCACAAAGGACUGGCGGAGAAGGAGUAAAGUCGAAGAAGAACCAGAGCGAGACGGAUGUUGCAUCRGAAUUGACGCGACAACGAUAUAUGGGAGCCGAGACCAACACUUCAACCUUCUCUGCGAAGAAGAAGCGAAAGCGGACGACGGAGAAGAAGUUCAAUUUCGAGUGGAAUACCGAGGAGGAUACGAGUCCUGAUUACAACCCCCUCUACAACACCCGCGCAGAGAGUACCUUUUUCGGCCGAGGCAGACUGGGGGGAUUUGCAGAUGAUGCGAACGAAGCCGUCGCACAGCAAUACGCAAAGGCAAUUGAGCUACGAGAUCCCGAGGCUGGAAAGGCACGAGCGGCGGAGAUUCUCGAAAUGGAGCGGCGAAGACGGGAGGAAGGUGGUAGGACCGGCAUCGACAAACACUGGAGCGAGAAGAAGCUGGAGCACAUGCGGGAGAGAGACUGGCGAAUCUUCAAGGAAGAUUUCAACAUUGCCACCAAAGGAGGAUCCAUCCCCAAUCCUAUGCGCAGUUGGAAGGAGUCAGGUCUACCAAAGCGAUUACUCGAUAUUGUGGAUGAGGCAGGUUAUACGGAGCCAUCCGCUGUGCAAAGAGCAGCAAUCCCCAUUGCUCUCCAAUCCCGAGAUCUCAUCGGAGUCGCCGUCACUGGUUCCGGUAAAACAGCUGCAUUCCUGCUCCCUCUCCUGGUCUACAUCUCCGAACUACCCGCUCUCAACGAAAUGACCAAAAAUGACGGACCCUAUGCCAUCAUCCUCGCGCCAACCCGUGAACUGGCACAACAGAUCGAAAUUGAAGCCAAGAAGUUUGCAACUCCUCUAGGAUUUACCUGUGUUUCCCUCGUAGGAGGUCACAGUAUCGAGGAGCAGAGUUACAACAUGCGAGACGGUGCCGAAAUCAUCAUCGCAACCCCCGGUCGUCUAGUAGACUGCAUCGAACGGAGAGUGUUGGUCCUCUCUCAAUGUUGCUACAUCAUCAUGGACGAAGCCGACCGCAUGAUAGACAUGGGCUUCGAAGAACCUGUCAACAAAAUCCUCGACGCUCUCCCCGUGUCCAACGAAAAACCCGACACGGACGACGCCGAAGACGCAGUCGCCAUGUCCCAACAUCGCUACCGCCAAACAAUGAUGUACACCGCCACCAUGCCAGUAGCAGUCGAACGCAUUGCACGAAAAUACCUCCGCCGUCCCGCAACCGUCACCAUCGGAAAUGUCGGCGAGGCCGUCGAUACUGUGGAGCAACGCGUCGAAUUCAUCUCCGGAGAAGACAAGAGGAAGAAACGCGUGGCGGAACUCCUCCAUUCCAGAGAAUUCGCCCCACCAAUCAUCGUCUUCGUAAACGUCAAACGAGCCUGCGACGCUCUCGCACGAGACAUUUCCAAGAUGGGUUUCGCAACCGUCACCCUGCACGGAAGCAAAACUCAAGAACAGAGAGAAGCAGCUCUCGCACAAGUCCGAGCCGGCCAAGCCGAAAUCCUCGUCGCCACGGAUUUGGCAGGAAGAGGUAUCGAUGUUCCAGACGUCAGUCUCGUCAUCAACUUUACCAUGGCGGGAAAUAUCGAGAGCUAUACCCAUCGUAUUGGAAGAACUGGAAGAGCGGGCAAACAAGGUGUCGCCGUCACGUUUGUGGAUAAUGGGGAUGCGGAUGUAUUGUAUGAUUUGAAGAGUAUGAUUUCCAAGUCUGCGAUUAGUAAAGUUCCGCAGGAGUUGGCGAGGCAUGAGGCUGCGCAGUCCAAGGUUGCCAGGGGGCAGAGGGGGAAGGAUAGAGGGUGGGAUGAGAUUAAAUGA